ACUCACAUUGUAUAUGGUGUAUUUUGUUAGUUUUGAUGUGAUGGAACCAACAGGAGAUUCUAAUAGUAGGUCACGGGACAUUGCUUCAUGGCCUAGUGCCGGUUCUCAUUACAUGUUGGAGUGUAUAUUGAAGCAGUACAAGAGUGGUAAGAGUGGAGAUAAUGGACUGAAAAAGGAGCAGUUCAUUGAAAUUGCCAACCAACUGAAAGAGAAAUUAUCUACUAGUUACGACUGUGAACAAGUGAGAAACCACUUUCGGAUUUGGAAGCAAAGGCUUAGAGCAUUGAGUGACCUACAGAAGCAAAGUGGAUUGGGUUGGAAUGCAUCUGAUAUGAGAUUUGAUGCUCCUCAACACUUCUGGAAUGACUAUAGGAAAAAAGAACAAAAGUAUUGGAAGGAACAUAGUGUGCUCCCAAUUCACCUUGAAGUUGGAGCUUUGCUAAGGAAAGAGAUGGCAACUGGGAAUGAUUCAACAGUCCCCUCUGAAGCUGCCAUUGAAGUUAUGAUGGACGUGACAGGUACUCAGGUUGAGGGAAUAGGGAACAAUGAUGGUCUUAACUAUGAACCUAUUGAAGAAGAAGAAAGUGUUCCUUCCACUCCCAUUGGUAGUACCAUUCGUUCUCAAGGAAGACCUCGUGGGUCCGUCAAUAGUGGUAGAGAAAAGAGGAAGAAGGGUGCAGCUGAAAAGGUGGUAAGUCCAUUGAAAUCGAUUGCUAACUCAAUCGAAAAGAUGGUAAUGAGUGAAUCUCAGUCUGAAUUUGGGAGAGCAAUUAUAGAUACUGUUGAUGCUAUUCCAGACCUCAAUUUUCAACAAAAUUUUAAGGCCAAGGAAUAUUUCAUGGCCAAGAAGAAUUCUGCCAUUAUCUUCUUGGAAACAAGAGUAGAAGAUAGGCGAAAUCUACUUGAGAUGUACUUGCUAGAGAUUGAAAAGAAUUGAGGUGAUAAUAGGAAGUAUGAAGAAUUCGAAGACAAUGGUUUUUUGAAUAGAAAUUUGAUGUGUUUGGUUGAUGUAACUUGAUAUUAUGUUCAGUCUGUGACAGUAUUUUCUAUGCAGAUUUCAUCUCUUGAAAAUGUUUGUGUUAACUUACAGAUGACAUCGAAUGUAUCCGCUUGUGCUAUUGCGAAGUGUGAUUACUAUGGUAAAAAUUGUUCAAUUUUCACUUUUAAGUCAGGGUCAUAUGUUGGAAGGAAAUUUUUUAAAUGUUCAUUGAAUUGCCCCUUCUUCAUGUGGGUUGACCAUCUUAAGAUGUGUGAGUGUGGGAACAGUCAAUGUAAGGUCAAAACUAUGAAGGCAAAUGCAAAUUAUGGUCGAUAUUUUUGGUGUUGUCCACAAUCAACUGGGGUUGAAAACAAAGGUUGUGGAAUGUUCGAAUGGAUAUCAAAUUCAAGCCCAAGUUGUCAUACUUAUCAGACUCCACCUAGGUCACUAUGCUCGGAAACCUCAACUUCAUCAUCUCCUUCCCCUUCAUCAGACUAUAUCAAAG
Molecule: messenger RNA, 1484 nt
Organism: Macadamia integrifolia
Lineage: Eukaryota; Viridiplantae; Streptophyta; Magnoliopsida; Proteales; Proteaceae
Exons: 3
Coding region: 14-937 (307 amino acids)
Source: RefSeq, a predicted model, not a curated record